Messenger RNA from Nerophis lumbriciformis (worm pipefish), 1417 nucleotides. It is a transcript of the gene igfbp7, whose product is annotated as insulin-like growth factor binding protein 7. Gene Ontology annotation, molecular function: insulin-like growth factor binding. The record is from RefSeq and is a predicted model, not a curated record. Gene Ontology annotation, cellular component: extracellular region. Gene Ontology annotation, biological process: regulation of cell growth; regulation of signal transduction. NCBI's taxonomy places the organism in Eukaryota, Metazoa, Chordata, Actinopteri, Syngnathiformes, Syngnathidae.
UCCGUUCUCUAGUCAGAAGCUUGUGAACUUCAGCCGGUCCGCAUCAUGGCGUCCAAACUUGUGCUGGCGUGUCUCAUUCCGCUGCUUUGCGUCCUCUUCGCUGAGGCGGCGGCUCCCGAAUGCGAACCCUGCGACCCGGCCCGUUGCGCCCCCCUCCCGGAGGCCGGCUGUCCCGCCGGCUCGAUCACGGACCCGUGUGGCUGCUGCUCGACCUGCGCCGCGGCAGAAGGGGAGCAGUGCGGCGGGCGCCGCGCGGCCAACCGCCGCUGCGGACCCGGGCUGGAGUGCGUGCGCGCCUCCGAGGACAAGAAGAGCAAGCAGGGCGUGUGCACGUGCAAGAACAACUACCAGGUGUGCGGGAGCGAUGGCGUCACCUACGCCAACGCCUGCGCCCUGAAGAGCGCCGGCGUGCGAGCGCAGAAAGACGGACAAGCGGAAGUGACCAUCCACAACAAAGGACGCUGCGCCGCAGCUCCACUCAUCGUCACGCCCCCCGGCCGGGUCUUCAACGUGAGCGGCGCUCAGGUGUACCUCAGCUGUGAGGCAGUGGGCGUGCCCACACCUGUGCUCACCUGGAGGAAGGUGAUCACCGGGAGAAAGAGGGUGGAGCUUCUUCCCGGAGACCGAGACAACCUGGCCAUCCAGACCCGAGGAGGCCCGGAGAAACAUCAAGUGACGGGCUGGGUUCUGAUCUCGCCACUCACCAAAGAGGAGGAGGGUUCUUACGAGUGCCACGCCACUAAUUCCAAAGGCGAAGCGUCGGCUGUCGGCUCCAUUGAGGUGGUGGAGUCCAUGGAUGACAUGGUCGUCAAGAAAGUGACGAAGGAGGAAGAACUGUGAGCGGCUGAUCUUCAUCCUUGACUCGCCUGACAUUUAUUCUCUCUUCUUGCCCGCAUAUUUUAUUCGUAGUAGGGAUGAAACGAUAAGAACAUUGCACAUCAAAUGAUCAGGGUGUUGUUGACUGUGCUCAUAAAGUACUUAUACAAACCAAGUUUUGUUGAAAAUAUAAAUACAAUUAAUAGCCACACAGAUUUUUUAAAAUAUUGUUUUGGCAAUUUAUAUUUUAGAGUAUUUUCUUCCCUUUUUAUUUUUUUUUAAUGCUAAGAAAAGAAAAACGUGUUGGGUGCGUCACACAAAUUCACUUCCUGUUGUCAUAUCGCUUCGGGUGACAAUCGAUAGUGAUGUGUGAUACCAAGUAAAAUUGUGGCUGGUAUCAGAAAUACCGAUCCGAUUCGCUACUGUGUGCAAAUGUACCCAAUAUAUGUUUGGUAAAAGUUGUGCAUUUCAAGUGUUGCUGCUUUUGGGAAAUCGUCUUUAAAUGAUAUAAAAUCACAGGGUGUUAUUCCGCACUUAUCUUAUUUCUCUCUAUCUCUAAAUAGCGAGCAAUAAAAUUAUACUUACACUUGCUGCUUUAUAA